CAUACCUCCUCCUCACUUCUUCACAACCCAAAAUCUCCCAUUUACAUCAUCUUUCUUAGUCAUCAAUUACUUUUUUUUGUCACUUUCCAAACACUUUUUACAGAAUCAUGGGUGUGUUCACAUAUGAAACCGAGAUCAACUCUGUCAUCCCCCCUGCUAGGUUGUUCAAUGCCUUUGUUCUUGAUGCUGACAACCUCGUCCCAAAAAUUGCACCACAGGCAGUUAAGAGCACUGAGAUCCUUGAAGGAGAUGGAGGCGUUGGAACCAUCAAGAAAAUUAACUUUGGUGAAGGUAGCACUUACAGCUAUGUGAAGCACAGAAUUGAUGGGAUUGACAAAGAGAACUUCGUGUACAAGUACAGUGUUAUCGAAGGAGACGCAAUCUCAGAGACAAUUGAGAAGAUCUCAUAUGAGACUAAGUUGGUGGCAUCUGGCAGUGGUUCUGUCGUCAAGAGCACCAGCAACUACUACACCAAGGGAGAUUUUGAGAUCAAGGAAGAGCAUGUCAAGGCUGGCAAAGAGAAGGCCUCUCAUCUCUUCAAGCUCAUUGAGAACUACCUCUUGGAACACCAUGAUGCCUACAACUAAAUUUUCAUAGCUUUAUCACUUGGUGAUAUUCAAUCUUAUGUCCUCUUUGGCAUCAAAUAAUGGUGUGGUUUUUUUUUUUUCUUCAUUUCUUUCCAAAACCGUGUUUGGCUUGUGCUUGGAGCUUUGGUUUGAAGAGUGAUUAAUACUAUAUUUUCUUUCGUUUCCAAUGAAUAAAAUGAAAAUCAUGGAUAUAUGAUGAUAUUUGCAA
Prunus avium (sweet cherry) is the source of this 795-nucleotide messenger RNA. RefSeq names its product major strawberry allergen Fra a 1-3. Gene Ontology annotation, cellular component: nucleus; cytoplasm. Gene Ontology annotation, molecular function: signaling receptor activity; protein phosphatase inhibitor activity; abscisic acid binding. The record is from RefSeq and is a predicted model, not a curated record. NCBI's taxonomy places the organism in Eukaryota, Viridiplantae, Streptophyta, Magnoliopsida, Rosales, Rosaceae. Gene Ontology annotation, biological process: abscisic acid-activated signaling pathway; defense response.